Molecule: messenger RNA, 4457 nt
Organism: Octopus sinensis (East Asian common octopus)
Lineage: Eukaryota; Metazoa; Mollusca; Cephalopoda; Octopoda; Octopodidae
Product: zinc finger protein 271-like
Exons: 2
Coding region: 869-3841 (990 amino acids)
Cellular component (GO): nucleus
Source: RefSeq, a predicted model, not a curated record
UGUUGGUGAGUGUGUGUAUGUAUGCAUGUGUAUGUGUGUUUAUCCACCAAUACCUAUUUUUAAUGGUGUUGACUUGUUGCAGCCGUCGUAACUUAGCGGUUUGACAAAUAGAUACCGAUAGAAUAAGUGUCAGAUUUUAAAAUUUAUUAGUACUGCUGCUUAUUCGUUCAACUGAAAGCCUUCGCAUGCGAUGCUCCAGCACGGCCGCAGUCAGAUGAAUGAAACAGACACAAGAACGAUAAAACAUAAAAGGUCAUUACAAUAAAAAAAAAAAUUUUUUAAUAAUUAAAUAAUUAAUUAAACAAAUAAUAGGUUUUUUUUCACUUUUUGCCUCCAGUGGCCACCAGGUGGCUGCAACAAGCUGAGAAAGAGAGAGAGAGUUACGUCCCUUCGUUGGCCAUUUUUUCCCCUUUAAAUAAAUUCUUCAUCAAAGUCUUAAAAAUAUUUCCCAUUUCCCAUUAAAAUACAAAUCCAUUCUUCCAUCGAAAUAAUGCAUCUGUCCGUGCCGGAUAUUCUUGAUGUCUGGCCACAGCUUGACUCGCCUCUCGCCGCAGCCGAUCGCUCACAGCAAUCCGUAGGUGUUGCUGGAAUGAGACUGGUCAGUUAGGGAGCUCUGUGAGUAACAGUUAUACAUACAUCUACAUAUAUACGUAUAUAUAUAUACAUAUAUAUAUAUAUAUGUAAUCACACACACAUAUAAGCAUAUAGAUAUGUGUGUAUAAUUUUCAACUGCUGUCCUUUUUCUUUCUCUCUCUUCCCGUGUACUAUGUCUUGUGUAUACUUUUGGCUGAGGUUAAAGUAGAGAAAGAGAAAGAAGCAGUCAAACUCGAGAAAGAAGUCCGUUGGGAGUUUUGUUUUGAUAGACAAGAUGUCAAGUGAUAACGAUGAUGAUGAGAAAACCCUUACCGUCGUACUGUCGGAUGAUAAUACUUUGGAGAAAAGUCCAGAGAGAAAAGAAGAGGCCUCUGCAAAUGAUGAGGAUGUCACUGAUAGCAAUCCACCAGCGUCACCUCCGCCCCCAGCCCUCAGGCCAAGGGCCGCUAAGAAAUCUGCUAAAAUGUUGAACAAAUUGUUGAGUUCCAGUCAGGAACCAAGGAGGCGACCUGUCCGAAGCACAAGGCCCAAACGCAAGCUGCUAACUGAGUUCCGACCCUAUAAAUGUGAAUACUGUGGGAAAUACUUCCCCAAGGCCAAGCAAUUGUCCAUACAUGUUCGCACUCACACGGGCGAGAAACCCUACAAAUGCGAGCAGUGUGAUCGUGCGUUCACCCAGUCGCAUCACCUUGUCACCCAUCUACGAACCCAUACCAAAGACCGCCCUUACCCCUGCGUCUGCUGUCCUCGGGCAUUCACCACAUCCAGUAGCCUCACUCGUCACGUACGCACUGCUCAUUUACACGAACGUCCCUUCAAAUGUACAUUCUGUGACAGGGCCUUCGCAUUCCAGGAUCGCUUGGACUCCCACAUUCGUACCCAUACCGGUGUAAGGCCCUUUCAGUGCCCCCUAUGUCCACGUGCGUUUGCUGUCUCCUAUCGACUAACUGCUCACAUUUUCAUCCACCGUCACGGCAAACCCCACAAAUGCUCAUACUGUCCGAAAGCGUUUGCCGUUGCUUCUCAUCUGACAAAACACAUUCGUGUGCACACUGGGGAACGGCCCUUCAAAUGUGUGCACUGCGAGAAGUCGUUUACCCAGCCGUAUCACCUGACCAUACACCUGAGGAACCAUUCCGGGGAAAGACCUUAUAAAUGCACUUACUGCACGGAAGCGUUUAAACGAUCUGGUGACCUGCGUGCCCAUAUCCGAAUCCACACGGGUGAGAGGCCCUUCCAGUGCAAAGUUUGUGGGAAACAGUUCACACAGUCGAGUAACUUGUCGAAGCACCAGAAAAUACACACCAAUGACCGUCCUUUCCGGUGCUCUCACUGUGAUCGUGGUUUCAUCCGAGCCAGUAGUGUCAUUGCCCACGAACGGACACACACUGGCGAAAAGCCAUACAACUGUGGCCUGUGUCCCAAAGCUUUCAUGUCGAUGGGGAGCCUGACAAAACACGUCAAACUGAAUCAUGGCGAAGAAGACGGAGUCGAUUCCAACGAGGCUUUUGCUAAAUCUUACAAGUGCGAGUUCUGUCCUGAAGCAUUCCGAAGGCGCUGGGAAUUGAAGGACCACUUUCAAGAGACCCACUCAAAAGACAGACCCUAUAAAUGUGACCAGUGUGACAAAGCUUUCACUCAAAGUACCCACUUAACCUCCCACAAACGCACGCAUGUAUCAGAGUCCACUGUUACCACCAAAACAACUGUGGACUCUACAAAUGAGGCUGAAAAGAAAAUUGGUUCCGACGAAAACGAAAAUGCUGACAAUCAGAAGGGUGGCAGCCAAGAUGGUACUGGAUCUGAGACAAAAUCUUCAACUGCUGAUGUAAAACCUGAGAAACCUUUCAAAUGUGAAUACUGCACCUACACAUGUCGACGACGGCACGACUUGACCAAACACACCCGUAAACAUACAGGGGUUUCGCCCCAUCAGUGUGAGUUCUGUGCCAAGACCUUUACUCAGCGAGGAAACUUACUGUCGCACAGACGCAUACAUACGGGCGAGAAGCCAUACAAGUGCGACUACUGCGAAAGUCGGUUCCGCUCCAGCAGCCAUUAUAGUACACAUCUGAAACUACACACGGGGGACAUGCACAAAUGCCAACACUGUGGUAAGCAGUUCACAAAACUCGAUCAUUAUCAGAAGCAUCUGCGAAUUCACACGGGCGAGAAGCCCUUUCGCUGCGAAUACUGCGGGAAAGGGUUUUCUGCUUCCGAAUACUUGACUGUGCAUCUGCGCAUUCAUACAGGGGUUAAACCCUACAACUGCAGCCACUGCGGGGAAGCGUUCAGGCGUGUCGGUGACCUACGUGUCCACGAAAUGAUUCAUACUGGUUACAGGCCGUAUAAAUGUCAGUUUUGUGAUAAAGGGUUCCGGAAGUCUUACGGGUUGACUGCCCACCUGCGCAGUCAUACUGGCGAGCGCAACCACAAGUGCGAGCUCUGCGACAAGUCGUACGGGACGGCAUCGCAUCUCAAGAAGCAUCAGCUUAUUCACAACACCGAUCGUCCGUACAAGUGCAAGUACUGCAACAAGACUUUUGCCGAGUCCAGGAACCUUGCCAUCCACACUCGGAGUCACUCGGGGGACCGUCCGUUUGGCUGUUCAUUUUGCGACAAGUCGUUUACGCGGCUCGACAAGUUGACCAUUCACCAACGCACCCACACUGGCGACCGUCCUUACAUGUGCCGCUACUGUGACAAAUCUUUCACCGCGGCCUACGGCCUCAACAAACACAUGAAGACCCACUCGCACGAGAAGAAAUACGCCUGUCCAUGGUGCGGAGACGACUACCUGCAGUUUCCUGCCCUCAAUGCCCACAUGGCCACUCACACUGGCCUCGACAAGAACAAAUGCAAUCUGUGUGGCAUGCAAUUCUCCGACACCGACCAGCUAAACAAGCACCUGUGGGCCUGUUUCUUAACGCUAGGAAGUCCCAGUCAGCCUCCUCCAGAGAACACGCAAGCAGCUAGUUCCUCGGAAGAGGCGAACCUGUCCGAACCGUGCAACGAUCUAACGUCGCCACCACAGCCACUGCCGCCACCACCACCACCACCACCUUUACAACCCAGUAACAACACGAAAAACGAAGUGGCCCCCAGAUGGCCGCACCCGAGCACAAACUACUCUAUGAACCGUAUCAUUUCCAAGACUGUUCCCCCUGUGUCCCCUCCUGGGGCAAAUUCACGAAAUGCUGAUUCUCAAUGCACUUACGAAUAUGCUGGCAACAUGUUUUUGUUAUGAAGGUCCUCAUCGUGUCCAGCUUGGGCAGUAACAGGAGAGUAUUGGGCCUAAAUGCCUCUGCACCAGUUUCAGUUUCGUCGCUCCACACACUUUGCAUUCAGUAUUUCUCGCCGCCACCACCAUACUGGGGGCUAAGUUUGACUUUUAAACCCCUGCCCAUGACAGGCAGGGUGUUAUGUGGAACGAUAAAACUAACACCCUCAAAGUACCCCACAACCAGUUGACAAGGAUUAAACAAGAGACAAUGCAUUCUUCAACUGAUAAACCAAAGCAACCACCCUAAACACCUACCCACUUAACCACCUUCUUUCCAAACUCUAACCUACAAUCUAUGUUUUUUUGUUUUUUUUUGUGGGGGAAGUGCUCCCUUUAAACUCGGAGGACCUUCGGGCUAAACCUGAUUCUGCACCAAAUAUCUGUGACAUAUUCUUUAAUUAUUUUUUUCGUUCCUAAACUUUUAAUUAGUCCCUCCCUGAACCUUUGUGUUUUUCACCUUGCCUUUAUUUGUACUGGCCAGGUGUCCCCUAGUGAUAAAUUGAAAGCAAAGUCCCUGUCUUUCUCUAGUUAAUCCUUUCUCUGAAUCUCUUGGUCAGACCCUAAUUUCUAACUCAACACU